Parastagonospora nodorum SN15 is the source of this 96-nucleotide messenger RNA. RefSeq lists its product as hypothetical. NCBI's taxonomy places the organism in Eukaryota, Fungi, Ascomycota, Dothideomycetes, Pleosporales, Phaeosphaeriaceae. The transcript is spliced from 2 exons. The coding region runs from base 1 to 96 and encodes 31 amino acids. The record is from RefSeq and is a predicted model, not a curated record.
AUGGAGCUCAUAUUCUCUCCUGGUCCGCAUUUGUGCAGCAGAGCAAGGGAUGGAUGUUCGUCUUUGUUAGGUAUCUGGACACAGAAUGCGGAGUAA